Neltuma alba is the source of this 2165-nucleotide messenger RNA. RefSeq names its product putative receptor-like protein kinase At4g00960. The coding region runs from base 1 to 2016 and encodes 671 amino acids. Lineage: Eukaryota; Viridiplantae; Streptophyta; Magnoliopsida; Fabales; Fabaceae. Gene Ontology annotation, biological process: protein phosphorylation. Gene Ontology annotation, molecular function: protein serine/threonine kinase activity; ATP binding. The transcript is spliced from 7 exons. Gene Ontology annotation, cellular component: plasma membrane. The record is from RefSeq and is a predicted model, not a curated record.
AUGACAACUACAGCUGCAAUUUUCUUGGCUCUAAUCUCUCUCAUUUCUCAUCUUCUUGUUCUUACCGCUCAGCCUGACUUCUACUUUUACACGUGCUCCAAUGAAAGUGCUAACUACACAAAACCAAGUGCCUACCAAACCAACCUCAAUACCCUUCUUUCUAAUUUCACCUCUGACACCAAAAUUGACUAUGGCUUCUACAAUUCCUCCUAUGGUGAAAGCCCCAACACAGUUAACGCACUUGGAAUGUGCAGAGGAGAUGUGAAGCCAGAUUCUUGUCGUAAUUGCCUCAAUAAUGCCAAAAUCCUUCUCCCAAAGCUAUGUCCAUAUCAGAAGGAGGCAUUUGGAUACUAUGAUUUAUGCAUGUUUCGAUACUCAAGUCAUCAAAUGUUUGGGAUUUACCAGGACCAUGACUUUUACAACUGUACUAGUAGCGAUACUAAUGCAGCAGAUGCAAGCAAAUACAACAUUGCACUUGAAGUUCUAAUGCAAACUCUAAGAGACAAGGCUGCCGAUGGUGACUCUUAUCAUAAGGUGGCUGCGGCAAACGCAUCAGCUGAUCAAUCACAAGUUGUGUAUGGCCUUGUUCAGUGCAUCCCUGAUUUGAAUAGGCAAGAUUGCUUUGAUUGUUUGGAGGAUUCUAUUUUUAAUAUCCCAAAAUGUUGUCAGAACAAGGUCAGUGGGAGGGUCAUCAAAUUGAGCUGUAAUAUUAGAUUUGAGAAUUUCUUAUUCUAUGAUCCUACACUUGUCAAUUUAACAAAAAUAACUCUCCCCUAUACUCUUCCUCCAUCAACAAAUACUACUUCUCCACAAGGAAGUAGCAAUAAAUCAACAACUACCAUUGUUGUGGUUGUGCUGAUUGGUGCCAUUAUUGCCCUUCUCAUAGCAUUCUUUAUGAUUACAAGAAAGAAGAAAACCCAUGAAACUACAACGAAGGAUGAUGAUGAAACUAAACUAGCUGAGAUUCUGCAAAUCAAUUAUAACACCAUCAACCUCGCAACUGAUAACUUCUCUGAUGCAAAUAAACUUGGACAAGGAGGAUUUGGGCCAGUGUAUAAGGGUCGGCUUCCUGAUGGACAAGAAGUUGCUGUGAAAAUGUUGUCCAAGCAUUCUAGGCAAGGAGAUUUAGAAUUUAAGACUGAAGUGAUGUUGGUAGCAAAACUUCAUCAUCGGAAUUUAGUAAGAUUACUUGGUUUCUGUUUAGAAAAAACAGAAAGACUACUUGUCUAUGAAUUUCUUGCUAAUAAAAGUCUUGAUUUCUUUUUAUUCGAUCCAAAUCAGCAAGCUUUUUUGAAUUGGAUAGUACGGUACAAGAUUAUAAGGGGCAUUGCUCGUGGUCUGCUUUAUCUUCAUCAAGAUUCAAGAUUACGUAUUAUCCAUCGUGAUCUUAAAGCAAGCAAUAUUCUCUUGGAUGAUGAAUUAAAUCCUAAGAUAUCAGAUUUUGGCACUGCAAGACUAUUUAAGGCAGAUCAAACUCGGAGCAAUACUAAUAGAAUUGUGGGAACUCGCGGUUAUAUGGCCCCAGAAUAUGUACUGUACGGUCAAUGUUCAGUAAAAUCAGAUGUAUAUAGUUUUGGCGUAUUGGUUCUAGAGAUUAUAAGUGGCAAGAAAAACAGCUGCACCUUUCAUGUAGAGAAUACACAGCAUCAUCUGGACCUAUUAAGUUUUGUAUGGAAAAAUUGGAAGGAAGGGACAACCUUAAAUAUAGUAGAUCCCGUGAUAAGCAAUGGUUCAAGAAAUGAUAUAAUUAGAUGCAUUCACAUUGCAUUGCUCUGCGUUCAAGAAAAUGCAGCUGAUCGACCAACUAUGGCCUCAGUCUCAUUUAUGCUGAACAGCUUCUCUUCCUCUCUCCCUGUACCUUCAGAACGUCGAUUUCUUGUGAAUUAUAGCAGUUCAUCUGAGAUGAUGACUUUGAGACAUAACAGUUUAGAGGCAACAAGAGCAAGUGAACAAGGAAGAAACUCGAAUCAAUCAUCACAAAAUGAUCUAUCAAUUACGGAGCUAUAUCCUCGCUAGAUUUUUGUUCUUGCAUGUGCACACCAGUCAAAAGCGUUAUACAAGGAGGUAUAUGUUGAUGGAUAUAAUAUAUAUUGAUUGUAUGUGUAUUAUAUAAGAAGCUUUUAUCACGAAAUAAGUGAAGUUUCUCACUGGAUUUCCAAAAGUUG